UGGGUCGUAUUGCCUGAUAUUUGACAUAAUGGAUUUUAAAUUACUUUGUCUUUUCAUCAUUGCCAUCCAGAAUUGUAUCAACGGCCCUGCUUUGGAACAAGGAUACAUUUCAUCCUCUGGCGGUCAGAAACGCGUUUCAAGCAAUAAAAUCGGAGACGGGAAGACAACAAAAUGGACCAGAAUCCGUACCGUGUGCAAUAACUGCGAAGAGACUCCCGAUCUAGCUACUAUACCAAUAAAUGUCUUUGACUAUUUUGACCCAUUCUGCGCCACUGACUGGAGAAAAUAUAUACAUAUAAAUGAAGCAUAUGCGCUGCCCCCUGAGAGUUGGAAGGAAUUUAUGGCAGACUGCCUCAUGCUGUUUACAUGGUUGCUGAACGAAUAUUACGACUGUAUCCUGAUACUCGGAAUCGCCUUUUUCAUCAAGAUGAUCCCCGAAAGAAGCUAUCUUAACAACUGGGAGGAUAUUAAGAUGAUGGGUUUAAUGAUUUGCACCUUCCUGUUCUUCGACGCGUUAUUUAAAGCCAUCACCCCCCACAUCAAGGUGUUGAUGGCCUUCGCGUUGGAGCCGUAUUCUGCGACCCUUGCGUGCUUGCUGUAUGCCAGUAUUACAGGCGCCACCAUUGCUUUCAUGUUUAGAAUGGCAGUCAGCUCAACAAAUGACAAACUGAGAUUAACAAAUGUCAGCGGACCAAACAUUAACAGAUGUUCCGCCGCAGUGGCCGCACUGUGCCCAGACGAGACUAAUCGCCAAAAACCACGGCGCCGUGAAAUCGGUGUACAACGGUUUCCAAAACCGACACCAAAACGCCAUUCAAGACCAUCGCCGACGGUAGUGGCUGCAAAGUGGAAUUCACCUAACCCUUUUGGACCAUCUGAUGGUUCAGCAUCUGAAGAUAGGGGAAUCAACAUCUUUACCAACAAUGACUGUCCGAAUCCCGGCCAUUUAUCUCGCUCUUUUUCUGCCGAUAUACUUGGCUCUAGGGUUCGGGUUAAACUACGACAAGAAAAUCCCCUUUGCUGCCAAAAUCUACGUUAUUGA
Messenger RNA from Lingula anatina, 1042 nucleotides. RefSeq lists its product as uncharacterized. Lineage: Eukaryota; Metazoa; Brachiopoda; Lingulata; Lingulida; Lingulidae. The record is from RefSeq and is a predicted model, not a curated record.